UAACCGGAAGAAAAGAACAAAAAUGUUUACAUAUUUUCUCGUAGUAAAUAUUCUCCACACAUUUCUCAAGUGGACAGGAAUUUCGAGUCCGUGGGCCUGAAAAAUUAUUAGUUAUUGAAUAGGUUAGGCCUGAAAAUCGAAAUUUUUAGUCGAUACAGAGCUCUGAUAAUCAUUCAGUACCCUUUAUUUCAGAGUAAACUACUCUUUUAUUUUAUUUAGUUAUUUACUUACAAACGAAGGUAAUAAACAACACAUUGACUACGUAAGAAAAAUAUUAGCUUUAACAUUUGCCAGAAAGACGGCACACAAGCUAACGGCCCCUCAUAGAGAAUGGUGAUCUCUGUAGACUUUACUGGUUGCUUUGAAAACUUUUAAGUCUUUAAUAGCGUGUUCAAUAAAAAUUCUUUUUUGUGAUAAAUGGUCGUUGAAUAAGUCUUUACAAAUAGACGGAAGUUGGUUCUGUUCGUUUUGACGAAAGGGAGUUAACAAAGUGCCGCCAUUUGUAAAACCUCUGUCUGCAAGAAGACAGGCAUGGGACAGAAGAGCUGGAACUCCGGCGUCUCACAACAUUAUGCUGUCGUGUAUUAACUCAAGGUACCCGGAUUUGAAGAAAAUAAUUUUUCGAUCAGUUGAUAUAAUUAAGAUCGUUCCCAGACAAUGAGUCCUACUUUUGCCCCUGUAAUAGAGUCUUUGAUGACGUUCUAAGAGUGAAGACACAAACAAUUCAGUUUCACAAAAAACGAUUUCUCCUUUUUAGGAUAUAUAUAGAUAUGCAUGGGAACCUGACUAGUCAAAAACGUUCUAAGAGUACACUGGACCUGUCGUUUUCAAAGGACAGGUCCAUCAGCGAACCUUUUAGAAAAUGUGCACCUUUUCCUCUAAAACUUUGUAAACGUUUUUUUCAAAAGUGAAAAAUUUCGGAGUUUGAUCCUUCGGGAGGGAAGUACCACAAUAGACGCAGAUCGUCCACUCAUUACGCAUAAGCAACUUUCUAUUGCUUCAUGUCCCACGCAUAUUUAGGUAUAGUACUUACUGGGACGCCAGAUUCUAAGAUGGGUACCAUCUACAUAACCAACGUAUCUGCCUAACACAGGAUUCCAUAACACCAAAUCAUUCAUCUCACGAUUGCUGGGUCACACGAUCAUUGAACUUAGGACUUGUGUCAGUACAGGAAAAAAAAAGAUUCUUAGUCGUGAGAUUUUGUCUCUCGAAACUUUGAACAUUAGAUUAGACUUAGCAACGAGUAGGUGGGAUUAGAUCUGAGCCAUAUCAGGAGAAGAAUGUUUGCUUCCACCCGAUUUGUGUGAGCUCGUUUAUGAAGUAUUUUCAUUUUGUGAAUACUGAACUGGAGAAACGUAGGGUAGAUAUCGUUAAACGCUUCGACUGGUAUUCGUGGGGGAACACAGAAUCUCCUUGGAGUAAGGCCAAGUUCAGCAUAGAGAUCAGUUAAGGUGCGUCGUUCGUAUGUGUUCAGGGGCAUCAUGAUGUGAUAGACGGUGAAGUAUGACAAAUGUGACAUAAAGAGUAAAAGAUGUAACUGGAUGAAGAUUGAGAUAAAUUGUUCGUACUCAUCAGUUUCUAUUGCGUUCAGCAUUCUGACAAUAUAUUGAGGAUGUUGGUUAAAUGUCCUAAAACGUUGAGAAUUGGUUUUAGAACUUCGACUAGUUGUACCGUUCGAUCCAUUUUUUCUAUAUUAUCUAAAAGUAAUGAAGGCUAUAACUACUUCUAAAAAAUUCUUUUUUUCUAGGUUUAAAUAUGACACAAACACAUCAACGACGAAAAAAUUUGAAAUUAACAGAUAUUGAAAUUGAAAUAGUGUUUGGCCUGCAGCAGAAUGGAACAAUUGGACCGAAACAGAUCGUGGAACAAGUUAUUGGUGGUGACUAUGAUGAAAUCGGCCAAUAUUAUGUUGCAUUGGUCACACAAAGUGCUAUUAGACGGGUACAAAAUAUUCUAACAUCAUCUGCACGGGUAGCUGGACAGGCACGAUUAAAUGAUCCAUUGGCAUUUAGACAACAACAUGGUGGUAUCGAAGACUAUCUCAGUUACCAUGGUGAAGAGAUUCACUAUGGUGCGACGAUUCCACGUGACAUAGAUGAAAAUGUUCAUGAUUUUGUAAGAAGGGCAAUGGAACAACAGCAGCAACAAACUCUACGACAACCUGCACCACAGAACCGCAAUAUCUCUGACGAUUAUAAAUUGAAAAGGGAAACAUUAGGCUCUGGUACUAAUGGUAAAGUUCACACAUGUUACAAUCGUCGAACAAGUCAAAAAUGUGCAUUAAAAAUAAUCCAUGACUCGCCUAAAGCAAAACGAGAAGUAUUUUUGCACAAGAAAGCAAGCACAUGUCCACACAUCGUUACUAUAUUAGACGUGUACGAAAAUCAAUAUUUGAAUCGUCGAUGUUUAUUCAUUGUUAUGGAGUGUAUGGAAGGUGGAGAACUAUUUUAUAGGCUAAAACAGUUUAGCCAUGAAAAGUCAAUAACAGAACGUCGAGUGGCGGGUAUGAUGCAUUCAAUAUGCAAAGCAGUUCAUCAUCUGCAUUCAAUGAACAUUGCACAUCGAGAUUUAAAGCCGGAGAAUUUAUUAUUCACAUCGACCGCUGAAGAUGCUGAAUUAAAACUAACAGAUUUCGGUUUCGCUAAAGAAUGCACCAGUUCUGCAAAAAGUUUACAUACACCUUGUUACACUGCUUACUAUGUGGCACCCGAAAUAUUGUCUACACGAAACUAUGACAAAGCUUGUGAUAUUUGGAGUCUCGGCGUCAUCAUGUAUAUUCUCUUGUGCGGCUAUCCACCGUUUUAUUCGACUUAUGGUAGUCCGAUUAGCCCUAACAUGAGAAGAAAAAUUCGUACAGGAGAAUACGAGUUCCCUCACCGUGAGUGGCACAUCGUCACACAAGAAGCGAAAGAUCUGAUUCGAUCGAUGUUGACAGUUGAACCCGAAAGUCGUCCAACAAUUGACCAAAUAUUGAAUCAUCCUUGGUUGUCAAAAUUAGAUGUACACGAUAUACAAACUCCGUUAAUCACACCGAGUGCACUUGUAGAACAGAUGGAAGAAUGGUCUGACGUUCAGUUAGCAAUUAGCGAAGCGAACCAAUGCAACCGUUUGCCGAUUGACGAUGACGAUGAUGAGCCGAUUUCUGCCGCUGAUAAUGCCAUAUAUAAACGGAGACAGAAACGAUCGCAGACCAGUUUUGAAGAUAGAUAA
Didymodactylos carnosus is the source of this 3210-nucleotide messenger RNA. The record is from the annotation of a GenBank genome assembly. NCBI's taxonomy places the organism in Eukaryota, Metazoa, Rotifera, Eurotatoria, Philodinida, Philodinidae.